CAAUGUCAACUCCACCACCAUAAAUUCCCCUCCCCCCCACCCCCCUUCUUAAUUACUCGGCCACGGUUAUGACAUGAAAGGCGGACAAAAUUAGCCAAAGAUGUCGGAAGUUUGAAAACCAUCCCAAAAGAAAAAAAUUUUCAAGCCCCUGAAGGCUAUGCACCUUCCUUCUAAAUUGACAAAAAAUUGAGAGCGACACGAAUAGAGAAAAGGAAAGAUGGGAAUCGUUGAAGAAGCUCAUAACGUAAGAGUAGUUGGAAAGGGGAAUCAAAUCGUGAUACUGGCUCAUGGCUUUGGCACGGACCAAUCUGUGUGGAAGCACAUGGUACCGCAUCUAGUCGAUGAUUACCGCGUGAUUCUAUAUGACAACAUGGGUGCUGGUACCACAAACCCUGACUACUUCGACUUUGAACGAUACUCCACAAUCGAAGGCUUUGUCUAUGACCUACUUUCCAUUUUGGAAGAGCUUCAAGUGCAAUCUUGCAUCUUCGUUGGCCACUCUCUUUCAGCUAUGGUGGGUCUCCUCGCUUCCAUCUCUCACCCUCAUCUCUUCACUAAGCUCAUCUUGAUCUCUGCCUCUCCAAGGUUUCUGAAUGACCCGGAAUAUUUUGGAGGGUUUCAGCAAGAAGAUCUGAGCCAACUAUACGAUGGGAUACGGUCGAAUUACAAGGCAUGGUGUUCAGGGUUCGCUCCGCUAGUGAUUGGCGGCGACAUGGAGUCGGUGGCGGUGCAGGAAUUCAGCAGAACCUUAUUCAACAUGAGACCUGACAUAGCACUCAGCUUGGCCCAAACCAUAUUCCAGUUCGACAUGAGGCCAAUUCUCUGCCACGUCACCGUACCCUGCCACAUCAUACAGAGCACAAAGGACUUAGCCGCACCCGUUGUUGUUGCCGAAUAUCUUCAACGCAACAUUGGGGGAAAGACCAUCGUCGAGGUCAUGCCCACAGAGGGUCACUUGCCACAGUUGAGUUCGCCCGAUAUCGUAAUUCCUGUGCUGCUUAACCAUAUCCGUUACGAUCUCACUGCGCCAAAAUGAUUCUCUCUCAACUCAUGUAGUUCGUCCCGUUUUAAGUUCCCUCCUUACGGGUAUAGUUUUUUAUUUUUAACUUUUUCCUGUCACUUUAUGUUCUUCCUACAUGCGGUUAAAUAGUCCACGCCAUUAAUAAUGACUAAAUUAUUAUAUAGUUAAUACAGUGUGUUAAUUAUUUUGUGUAUCGACAUUAUUUUUUGCGUAAAAAUUAUGUUGUUAAUUCAUUAACUAAUUACAUAGCUGAUUAACUAAUGAUAUUUUAGCAUUAACCUUUAUAGCUAGGUUAGGUGUGAAAUUUCCAAGUGUAGAUGUUUGAGUGUUUGUGAUUUUCGUUAUGAAAAUCCAAGUUUGGUUAUGUCUUGCAAGAAAAAUUUCAAGCAUGUCACUAGAUUUUGGGUGUACUACUUAGGUAGAGGAAGAAGAGAAAAAGUUAAAAAUUUGAUGAAUAAUGUGAUGUUGUAAAGAAAAGAAGAAUAGAAAGCCUAAAAGAUGUAAAAAUAUAUGAACAUCAU
Molecule: messenger RNA, 1542 nt
Organism: Abrus precatorius (Indian licorice)
Lineage: Eukaryota; Viridiplantae; Streptophyta; Magnoliopsida; Fabales; Fabaceae
Product: probable esterase KAI2
Exons: 2
Coding region: 218-1036 (272 amino acids)
Biological process (GO): response to karrikin
Source: RefSeq, a predicted model, not a curated record